Messenger RNA from Fonsecaea erecta, 504 nucleotides. RefSeq lists its product as hypothetical. Bases 1 to 504 code for a protein of 167 amino acids. Gene Ontology annotation, biological process: mRNA splicing, via spliceosome. Lineage: Eukaryota; Fungi; Ascomycota; Eurotiomycetes; Chaetothyriales; Herpotrichiellaceae. The transcript has a single exon. Gene Ontology annotation, cellular component: precatalytic spliceosome; U1 snRNP; U2-type prespliceosome. Gene Ontology annotation, molecular function: U1 snRNA binding; mRNA binding. The record is from RefSeq and is a predicted model, not a curated record.
AUGACGGACAAACUACCUCCCAAUCUCCUUGCUCUCUUCCAACCCCGACCUCCUCUCCGCUACAUCCCUCCUCAAGAUUCCGCCCCGGACGAGAAAGCUCUCAAGAAGUCACAGCUUUCAGGCGUAGCUGCGUUUCUUCCGCAGCUGGAGGAGUACAAGGCGACCGACGUGUACCAAGCUACCGAGUCAUGGCUCCAACAGCGCGACCGCAAGAGACUUGAGAAGAAAUUGCGUCAGCAAGAGAUUGAGAAACCCGAUUUCCAGGGCUACAGACCAAACGAAGACCCCAAGAUCAAGGGCGAUGCAGUCAAGACACUCUUCGUGGGCCGUUUGAGUUACGAUGCGAAAGAAGCAGAUCUGGAGCGUGAGUUCGGCAGGUUUGGUCCAAUCGAGAGGAUCAGGAUCGUCAAGGACGAGACAACGCCCAAACCCAAGAAGCCACACCGAGGCUACGCCUUCAUUGUCUAUGAACGAGAAAAGGAUAUGCGAGGUACUUUCUUCUGA